UUGCUGGCUUCUAGCGCAUGCGCAAAUGCACGUAGAGCGACGCAAAAAGACGAAGACCGCAGGCUAUGGUUUUUCGGAUAAUUUUCGAAUUCACGAUCAUAAAGUCAUAUGAUUCACAGCAAAUAUAGCAACAAAUAUCUCAAUUGGUAUUUUCCAAAGCCACGAAACGUGCAUUGAGUUUGGAGCGAUAUCUGAAGUGAAGAUUGAAGACGUGAUAGAAGAUGGACGACUACUGCUAUGCUAAGAUGGCGACGUCCGCUAAAAGAGAACAUGAAAGAGAAUCAGCGCCACCAACUUCCAGCAAAUCACCAACGGAGAUAAAGACGAAAGAUGAAGAUGUUCAGCAGCUGAUUGGUCAUCCAGAAGAAGUUUCCCUUCAGUUGGCAGGGGGGAGCUCCACUUUGAAGCAGGAGACUCCACAACCACCCUGCAUUAAAAAGGAAGAGGAGGAACUCUGCAUCACUCAGGAGGGAGAGUGUCUUCUAGGACGAGAGGAAGCUGAUUACACCAAGUUUCCACUGAGUAUUCUCUCUGUGAAGACUGAAGAUGAUGAAGAGAAACCACAAGUGGACAACUUCUUAGCUCCACUAUCAGAUAACGUCCAGCAGCUGAUCGGUAAUCCAGAAGAAGUUUCCCCUCAGUUAGGGGGGAGCUCCACUUUGAAGCAGGAGACUCCACAACCACCCUGCAUUAAAAAGGAAGAGGAGGAACUCUGCAUCACUCAGGAGGGAGAGUGUCUUCUAGGACGAGAGGAAGCUGAUUACACCAAGUUUCCACUGAGUAUUCUCUCUGUGAAGACUGAAGAUGAUGAAGAGAAACCACAAGUAGACAACCUCUUAGCUCCACUAUCAGAUAGUGAGGCUGAAGACGAGGUUGAAGAACCUUUGAGCAGCGAUACAGACUGUGAAGGUGAUAUGAGGACUCACACUGACAACAAACACUCUGAAUGCUCUAAAAAGAAGAAAGGUAAAAAAUGUAUGAGCUGUUCAGUUUGUGGUAACAUUUUUACUAACAGGAGAAAUUUAACUUGCCACAUGAAAACCCACAAAGGAGAAAAAACAUUUAAAUGCUCACUUUGUUGUAAUAGUUAUACUCGAAAGAGCCAUUUGGCUGACCACAUGAGGACGCACACAGGAGAAAAACCAUUUACUUGUUCAGUUUGCGGUAAAAGAUUUUCUGAAAAGAGCAGUGUGACUAGACACAUGACAACACACACAGGAGCAAAACCAUUUAAUUGUUCAGUUUGUGGUACAAGCUUUUCUCUAAAGAGUAAUUUGAUUGAACACUUAAGAAGACACACUGGAGAAAAACCAUUUAGUUGCUCACUUUGUUGUAAUAGUUAUAGUCGCAAGAGCCAUUUGACUGACCACAUUAGAACACACACAGGAGAAAAACCAUUUACUUGUUCAGUUUGUGGUACACGAUUUUCUCAAAAGGGCAGUGUGACUAAACACAUGAGAACACACACAGGAGAAAAACCAUUUAAUUGUUCAGUUUGUGGUACAAGCUUUUCUCUAAAGAGUACUUUGAUUGAGCACAUGAGAACACACACUGGAGAAAAGCCAUUUAGUUGCUCACUUUGUUGGAAUAGCUUUACCCGAAAAAGUCGUUUGGCAGAACACAUGAGAACACACACAGAAGAAAAAAUGUUUACUUGUUCAGUUUGUGGUAAAAGCUUUUCUCAAAAGGGCAGUGUUACUAAACACAUGAAAACACAUAUGGGAGAAAAAAACACUUAUUUGCUCAGUUUGCAGUAAAAUAUUUGCUUCCAGACAUGGUCUAUUUCGUCACUUGAGAAAACACGUAGGCAGCGAUACAGGCUGCAAAAGUGAUGU
This is a messenger RNA of Entelurus aequoreus (snake pipefish), 1835 nucleotides long. RefSeq names its product gastrula zinc finger protein XlCGF57.1-like. The transcript is spliced from 3 exons. Gene Ontology annotation, cellular component: nucleus. Lineage: Eukaryota; Metazoa; Chordata; Actinopteri; Syngnathiformes; Syngnathidae. The record is from RefSeq and is a predicted model, not a curated record. The coding region runs from base 222 to 1757 and encodes 511 amino acids.